Messenger RNA from Cladocopium goreaui, 810 nucleotides. NCBI's taxonomy places the organism in Eukaryota, Dinophyceae, Suessiales, Symbiodiniaceae. The record is from the annotation of a GenBank genome assembly.
AUGAAACCUGGGGGACUUCUGGCGCAGGAGGCCGGUAGCGUUGGAAUGCCACAAAGCUUUGGAGCUCUGUUGGAACUGCACCGGCAGACCUUUGCUCAGACAUGGCCCCUGGCGAUGAGCAGUGCCACCGUGGCACCAACAGACCCCGAUGAUGACUUUGAUGGGCUCUACUUUCGAGUGCCGAGACUUCUUCUGCUGAGCGGCAGAGAUGUCAAUGUGGAUCCAACCACAGUGCAUUGGCAGCAAUGGCAAGGCUUUGUCGAGAAGCGCGUGGCGAAGAUGAUGUACUACCAUCCGGCCAUGCACCGUGCCCUCUUCGUCCUCCCUGCGGAGCUGCAACGUCGAUUUCACGCCCCUCCGCCGUGGCUUCAAGAGGCCGCAGAGGAGUUCAUAAUACAAAGUUUCAUGACGCAGGCACAUGGCUGCUCUGGGAGCCUCCUGAACGACGUGCAGGUGGUAGGGGCUUUGUUGAAGAAGAUGGCUGCCCUAGCCGACCUCACAUCCUUGGGGAGCUUGGAACACACCUUUGAACCGCAGGGAGUGACCGCAUUGCUCUUAGUCUCGGAAUCGCACCUGUCGAUCCACACCUGGCCGGAAAUGCACUAUGCGGCACUUGAUGUGGUGUCUUGUAAGGCGAUCACCUUGCGUGUGCGCAAGGCCAUCGAAGCUGAGGUGGCAAAUUCCCUGGGUUGUGACUCCUUGGUGAGUCAUUUCUCACGCAGGGGAAGAGGAUUCAGCCAGGUCGCCGCGGGUCACGACGCGGGUCACGACGCGGACGUCAAACAGCCGGCGACACACAUGGAGCUGUAG